This is a messenger RNA of Oppia nitens, 2964 nucleotides long. RefSeq names its product liprin-beta-1-like (gene Liprin-beta). The record is from RefSeq and is a predicted model, not a curated record. Gene Ontology annotation, molecular function: protein binding. Gene Ontology annotation, biological process: neuromuscular junction development. NCBI's taxonomy places the organism in Eukaryota, Metazoa, Arthropoda, Arachnida, Sarcoptiformes, Oppiidae. Gene Ontology annotation, cellular component: presynaptic active zone. The coding region runs from base 131 to 2947 and encodes 938 amino acids. The transcript is spliced from 10 exons.
CAAAACAAAAGUUUAUUUCAAAUGACUUUUAAAUAUUUAAAAGUUUAUUAUUUUAUUUAAUUGAACGUAAAGUUUAUUUUUUUAAGCAAAUUAUUUAACAAAACAUAUCAUUGAAAAUCAAAAUCAAAUAAUGAGUUAUAAUAAUGAGUACAACAAUACAAGUUUGGAUCAAACAAAUGGUAACCAAUUUUUUGAUAAUAAAGUGAAGACAUCGUCGAUACAAAUGAUGGACAACGAGCUGAUGAUUGCUAGUAAUUGUGAUAAUAAUAAUAGCGAUGACUACGAGAUAUUAGAGGCAUCAAAGGUCUUGCAUUUAGCUCUUCAACAGAUGGAUGGCAUCAUUGCAAGUUGUGAUUCAAUGAUGAGUCCAGACAUUAGUUGUGUGACUCCGAUGUCGGAAAACACACAACACUUUUCUUAUAAUAGCUAUUCAUUCAACAAUAGACAACAAAAACUGAAGAAUUUAUUGUCUGAAUUGAAUGACUUACAUAUCAGCGACAAUCAGAUGACAAAUAAAACAGUUGCCGAUAAAGACAUUCGUCGACUAUUGACUGAUGUACUCAUCAAAUACCUCAAGAGUUGGUCGCCACUCAAUAAGACAUCUCAAGAUUUUAACAUUUUAUCAAAACCGAAUUUUCAAGAGACUGACAAAAUUCAUGAGAAACUUGAUUAUUAUGAAACUGAAAGACAACAUCUCAUUCUUCAGAUGGGAAUAAUGAGCGAACAAAUUGAUUCACAAUCCGACAAAAUAGCAGAAAUGGAGGAAAUAUUGGAAAACUCGAAAAGUCAGUUAAUGGCCACUGAAGACAUGUAUCAGCAGUCGAUGCUCACCAAGUCGUCACUCGAGGGAACAAAACUGGAUCUUCUAUCAGAAGUGACUAAACUUAGACUUGAGUUAAGCCAAAGCGAACAUUUGAGGGUUACUGUUGAAGACAGAGCCCGCAAACUAGACAAUGAAUUAUCUGUUAUAAGGAGUACACUAUUGGAAAGGGAGACUGAAAUAUCUGCACUUCGACUGACAUUAGCGAAAAUGGCCAGAACUACUGGCUAUCUUCUAACUGAUCACGAAUUGUCACUUUUAAGAGGAAAGUCAUAUACAAACGAUUUUGUACGGAACCGAAUUCAGUCGCCCAAAGAGUCUCGUGUGACAGACAAACCUCCGCUACCUAUCAGUCCUCGACUAUAUUCAAACACAUCAUCACAUUCAGAACCGACUUCUCGUCGCGACAGUACUAUUAGCGGACGACAAUCUCCUUCAGUGACCGCCAUAUAUCGCGUCAAUUCGCCGCCAACACAACGCAGUGCAUCUCCGUCACCCUUAACAUCAAUGACUCGCUCGACAUCAGCCGAGGAUAUGAAAUCAAAAACAUUAACUACUCCUAACUAUUCAACAUUACCUCACUUGCACGGGGCUCAGGUGUUACACCAAAUUCAGCAACAGUUACAACAACAUGAAAUGACCAAUUCAUACGAUAGUGCCAGAUCACCAACAACACCUAACUCGAUGUCGAGUCUUCAUAACCGAUCAUUGGAUCGCUCUAAUGAUAAUCUACGGCCGACCGAUAUGUCGGAUUCAAGUAGUAGACAUUCGGGUGUCGUAUCAUUUGGUAAACCAAUUUUUAGACUUAAGGGAAGCAGGGCUUCAAGUACUCCUGAGUUAGCAAAAGAAGAUCAAAUCAUAUCAUCUGCUCGUUCAUCGACAUCUGAGUUACCAAAUUCUGUUCAUUCAUUACAGUUUGGCAUUCAAUUGCCUAAUAAAGAAUCAAAACCUAAAGGUCUUAAAAGGAUAUUCAGUCGACCUAAGAGAAGCCCUUCUUCUUCUUCUGGAUUGUCAGAUAAUCCCUUCACAAGAGGAGGAUUUCGAUCAACUUCUGGUCCAAGACUUGGCUAUUCUCCCAGCGUUAAGAAAAGCAUUAACGUAAAUUUGCCGUUUUCUCGUUGGGACACAAAUUUAGUGGCCGAUUGGUUUUCAAUAAUUGGUUUGGGAAUGUAUGUCAAUGACUGUAAGCGUUGGUGUAAAAAUGGUGAACACCUAAUGCGUGCCACAGCUCAGGAGGUCGAAAAAGAACUGGGAAUACGUAAUGCUUUGCAUCGAAAGAAGUUGCGUUUAGCUGUCUCUUCAAUGAAUCAAGAAUUAGAUGAACUGAGUAAAUGUGCGGAUCAGUUGGACUAUCUAUGGGUUGCGCGAUGGCUCGAUGACAUAGGACUUCCCCAAUAUAAAGAUGUCUUUAUUGACGCACGAAUUGAUGGUCGAGUGCUUCACUAUUUGACAGUUGAAGACUUGUUAGCGCUAAAGAUAACGAGUCAAUUGCAUCACUCGAGUAUCAGAUACGGUAUAAAAGUGCUGAGAGAACAAAAGUUCAACAGUCAAUGUCUUAAACGUAGGGCCGGUUCCGACGAGACCAACAUUAAUGAAUGGAUACCCGAAGAAAUAACUUUAUGGACAUCGCAUCGAGUGAUGGAAUGGUUGCGUUCAAUAGAUCUGUCAGAGUUUGCCCCAAACCUACGGGGAUCCGGAGUUCACGGCGGGCUUAUUGUAUACGAGUUGGCAUUCAAUGCCGACCUUUUUGCUACACUCUUGUCUAUUCCUAACUCCAAAACUCUGUUACGACGACACAUAUCUAUUAAGUUUAAACAAUUAGUUGGCAAUGACUUGUGUCGCGCCAAACGUGAUCACGAAAACCAACCAAACUAUGUGCCACUCAUUGUUGGCGCCAAAGUAAAGGUAUAUAAAAAAGGACAGUUCACUUUGAAAAAGAAACGCAAAGCAGAUGUCGAAUAUGACGACUAUGUGUGUCCCAUAUCAGACAAUACAAGUCUGGCUUCACAGACAUUGAGCCAAAGAUCAUCAGUGCGUCGACAGGACUCGAUAUCGAGUACUAAUUCUGGACAACAGAGUACGGGUGCUAUUAAUGGCAAUUCAUUUGAUAAAGUGACUGAUGUUUGAAAUCUCGCAAUAUUUUC